This is a messenger RNA of Brettanomyces bruxellensis, 3951 nucleotides long. RefSeq lists its product as uncharacterized. The record is from RefSeq and is a predicted model, not a curated record. The transcript has a single exon. The coding region runs from base 1 to 3951 and encodes 1316 amino acids. Lineage: Eukaryota; Fungi; Ascomycota; Pichiomycetes; Pichiales; Pichiaceae.
AUGUCCGAAAUUAGUGUCCAUGAGGACGACGAUCCGGAUUCUGAAUCCCAAGUGGAUUUUGCCAGUUUCACCAUCUUUAAAAAUAACAACAGCAAGGAUGAACUUCUAAGCGACACCCAAAAAACUAAUGAGGACAGCUUGAAGCUUACCCAAAAACCAAACUUGAGUGUAUUGGGGCUAGACUCCAGUCUUAUCACCAACAUAAUGAAGAGAAUGAAAGGAAGCCAUGAAAGCACUCAGCAAGUAGGUGAAAAGAAAGAGAAGGCUAGUGACAAAUUGGAAAAGAAUGAUGAUGAUGAUCAACCUUUGUACACACAGAGAAUAAAUGAAAGUGCAAAGCCAGGUGCCACUCAAUUGAAACCGACAUUGUCUUUGGGUUCCACUGAGAGAAUAGAAGAAAGUUCAAGAGGUUUGGAAACAGAGCCAAUUGAAGAGACUGUCACUAUUCCGCAGACAGCUACUAUUCCACAAAUAGAUGAAACCAUUACACAGACAUUGGCCUUGGAGACUGAACCAGGAAGCACGCAAAAAGCGACUCAGACUAAUAUUAGUAUGCAUUCUACGUUAAGGUUAGAUUCUAAUCAAGAAGCGUCUUCAAGUUCGACUACACAAGUGAUACCGAAAACUCAGGCCACGACUCAAAAGAUUGCUUCUGGUCUCAGCCUGAAGAAUCAAUUAACUGCACAGGUUAUUCCGAAAACGCAGUUUUUAAGCCAAAGCGUCAAAGCGACAGUUCCAAUUGAAAGCAAUGAGACAAUUGGGGAAGAAGUUGAGAAUGAGGAUGGAAAUGGAGUUCAGGAUGAAGAUGUGGAUGAGGAUGAAGAGAUUGUCACCACACAUAGAAGAAAAGGAGCAUUGACUCAACUGGGAGAUGAUUCGAAAAGCGCAAAUGUUAAAGACAAAACUUUUGAGGCACUUGGUGUUCCCCUGGAAAAAUACAAACGCAUGACUCGUGAGGAGAAGAUAAAUCUUCGACUAGCUGAAAAGAAAAAGGACAGGGAGGCAAAGGAGAAGAAGAAGCACAAAAUGAGCCAAGAAGUUUCAGAAACUAAGAAGGACAACAAGCAUGCUAAAGCUAUAGAUAUUAAAAGUGUUGAACUGACGUCUAAAAAGAGCCGGAGAAAGACAAAUCCGGAAAUGAAGAAGCUUGCAAACGCUGUUAAGCAGAAUGCACUCAUCCGGAGCUCUGGAUUAAUUAUACGGAAGUCGGAUAAAACCAAAUUCACUCCCGGCAAGCUUUUGGCAGCUUUUGAAUCCUCAUCUGAUGAGGAAGAGAAGGAUGAAAAGGUGUUUUCGGAAGCAAAUAAGGAGACACCAGAAUCAUCACCAAAGCUGGUUGACCAAAAUGUUACCGUUAGACCCGAAAAGACGGACAAGGUGUACUUUGUUGGUAAAGCAGGGGGCAAGAAGUCAGAUAUUCAUAUUCCACUUGGUAGUUACAGAGAGCAUAUAUUAGAAGAGUCUGGGCAGGAGAAGAUGGUGGAUCUAGAUUCAGAUGAUGAUAAUGACGACGAUAUCGAUCAAGAGCCGUCUGCAACAGACAAGAAAAGACUCUUUGAUUUGAAACGUAUGCUGUCACAGAAGUUGACGCGGAAAAGAGAGCGUAAGAAGACGAUUAAGGAUCUUCUUCGCCAAGAAACACUCAAGCAAAUGAUUAAACUGAAUAAGGAAAGGCAAAAGCGGACAACUUCGGGUCAAAAAGAGGAUGCAGCAAACCAAAAGGAAAUUAUGGAGAUGAUGCAGCAAGAAUUAGAGAGAAAUAAGCGCCUGGCCAAGGUUGAGCAAGAAAAAGAGCGUCGGAACAAGAUGAUUUUGCAAGGAAAACUACCGGUUGAAGAAGAGUUGGAUGAGAGUGAGAUUGAGGAUGAGGAGGAGGAUGAAGAUGAAGAUGAAAACAAGGAGAAGCAAGAGGAGUCAGAAGAUGGUGCAGAGAAUCAGAAAAAUACCGAAUCUGAUGAUGAGAGCAAUUCGAACCAUGCGGCAUCAGAAAUCAGCUUCCAGAUACCUGAUGCAUCGGCAAUCAAGGCGAAUAAAGCCAGCUCAAUGUUGGCAGAUCUUUUCGACCAGAGCACUACAUCGAACAAGUCGUUUGAAGGGGUGCAAGGUGUGGAUGUUUUGCGAAAGCUUCAAGAUGUUGACUCAAACGUUUCUGCGCACAAUUCGACAUUAAUGUCAAAGGAUAGUGAGCAGUUUAAGGAUGAUAGUACAACCUCUGAGUGGAUGGAUAACAGUGUUGUGAACAAUGUCUCAUUUGCCGAUAUUAGGGACUCCAAGCAAGACAUUAGCAAGAUUGACACUGGGCUGGAAUCACAGGUCGUGCAGGAAAAGAAGAAGAUUCUUGAUUCACAGAACUUUUUGCCGGAAACCCAAGUUGAUGAAGCAGAUAUGGCAACACAGCCUGUUGCGGUAGAUGAUGAUGAUGAUGAUGAGAAAGUUCAUGUUUCGGGCAGAAAGAGAGUUCUUAAAGCCGCCCAGCAAGACAUUAAAGGAGAUGAAAAUAAAGAUGUGAAUGAGAAUGAGAAUUACGGUGACGAUGACGAUGACGAUGAAAUUGUUUAUGAAGAUGAUGAAACAAGGAAGAAGCGAGUUGAAUUAAUAAAUGCAGCUCGUAGAAGGGCCAUUGAGCGUGAAAAUAAGCAAAGAAGAGCUUUCAAAGAGGCUGGAAUGGGUGAAAUGAUGGAAAAUGAAGCUGUAGAGUCGGAUGAUGAGUGGCAGGGAAUAGGAGGUGCGGAUGGAGAAGAUCCAGAGGUGGAAAAUAGUGAGGAUGAGAAGAUCUUGGAUGAUGCAUCGAAAAUUGUUGUUGAUAAGGAUAAAAUCAGGGCCGACCUCGCAAAGCAUGAUAUAAAGGCUGAUGAUGAGAUGGUGAAAAAGAUCUACACGGACUUGAAAACAGGAGCAUUCAGAAGGAGGAGAGCACGUGAUGGUGCAUAUGAGCUCGAGCUCAGUGAUGAUGAAGAUGAGUACAUGAGGCAGUUUUAUGAGCAUAGACGGCAGGAGUACUUGGAGAAGCAAUACAUGAAAGAUGCCAAUCUUCGGAAAUUGGCUAAGAGUCAGAGUUCCAGGGCAUUUUAUGACACCAUUGCAUCUGAUUCGAUUCGAAGUGCGUCUAUCAAGUUUGAGGACAGUGUGGAUGAGGUUGAAUCGCCAGUCGACAAUCCAUUUGAGGAUAAUGGAAAGGACAAGAAUGAAAGUGUGAGUGGUGGAGAGAAGGACGGGAAUGGGAAGAAGGACGGCCUAUUUACGAAAGAGGGUGGCAAUAGCAGAGAGGAUAGUAGUGGUGAUCAUGGUGAAGAUGAUGACGAUGACAUUUUGAUCAGGCCAAAGAAAAGAAGAAAGCUCACGGUGAAUCAGGUGAGGUCGAUGAUCAGCUUCCUUGACGAAGAUGAGGAUCAAGGUGAGGGUAUACUUGACGGCUUGAGUGGGGAUGAGAAGGACAUGCUUGAUGAUGACGGUGCGGCCGAAAUUAAGUAUAUCAAGAAGCACAUGAGGGUGAAGAUUCCAAGAAAGCUUGUUGGGCGUGCUGAGAAGAACCAGAAAGCUGCCACGGGAGAGUCUUCCAAGUCCAAUGUGAUCUCUCUAGAGGAUGGAGGCGAGUCUAUACAGCCAAUUAGCGAUGAUGAGCUUGAAGAUGCCGGAGUCGGCCUGUUGGCAGCAAGAACGCAUUCAUUGGCAUCGUCUUUCAGAAAAGGAAAGAAGAAGAAAGCUCGUUAUUCCACAACAACGGGUCACGAGGUUCAUGAGGUUCAUGUUAUCGUUGGUUCGAAGCCUGUUGCACACUCCACUGGGUCUGUCUCCUCGCUUACUGCUCGCAGAUCGUUUGCAAUGGAGAAGAUACAGCUUAAGAACGGUAAGGCCGCAAAAAUCGCCAAAUCCUUAAAGUCUGUGAGGCAUACGGAAACCAUGAUGAAGAUUUACAAGUCCAUGAGCAGCUUUGAUGACGGCUGGCAGUAG